This is a messenger RNA of Lactuca sativa (garden lettuce), 4542 nucleotides long. RefSeq names its product Pentatricopeptide repeat (PPR-like) superfamily protein. Gene Ontology annotation, molecular function: protein binding; mRNA binding. Gene Ontology annotation, biological process: mitochondrion organization; RNA processing. Gene Ontology annotation, cellular component: mitochondrion. NCBI's taxonomy places the organism in Eukaryota, Viridiplantae, Streptophyta, Magnoliopsida, Asterales, Asteraceae. The record is from RefSeq and is a predicted model, not a curated record.
AGAACCCCUAAACGAAGCCAUCCGUUUAUGCUACCGUAGAAGAGGACCGGAAACAACGCCGCGCCCCUGAACCCGGAGCUUUGCCAUAUUCCGAUACGGUUGUAUAUGUGUCAACAUCAGAGGGAUAUUUUUUAAUAUGUUGAUUAUUUGAAUGAGGUGAUGCAUUGAGGAAGAAUUCUUUAUGCUUCAGUCCUUCUAUAUGGAGAAGGGUCAUGUUAACAUCAAAGAUGGAAACAGGGGACAUGGUUUGAUGUUAAGACAUGAAGAGGUUUGCUACCUUUGUCCCAAGGUAUUGCUGUCAAACAUUGUAUCAUCAUCAUCAUCAUCAUCAUCAUCAUCAUCAUCAAAUGGUUUCUUCUGUCAUUUCUCUCCCAUUUGUCAUACCAAAUCCUUCAACCCGAAAAUACUCAUCACUUGGUUCAGCUAGUGCUAGACAUUUCCCUGAUUAUUCCCCCAAAAAGCCCACCAUAAAAGAUUCUGAACUUGUUUACACCAUCUCCACCACCAUUAAGCAGCGCCACUUUGAACCCAUAGAACGAAUUCUGAAACCAUUUGAAUCAAGGCUUAGGUCUGACCACUUUAUUUGGGUUUUGAUGGGCAUAAAGAAUGAGUACACGUUAGUGUUGACUUUCUUUGACUGGUUCUGCUUACAUAGAGCUCCAUCUCUUGAGGUGAGAUGCAUUAUCAUUCAAAUCUCUGUUGCUGCAAAAGACCCAAAAGUUGCUUAUGAACUUAUUCAUGACUUUUGGAGUAAACCCAAUGUAGAUGCUACUCUUCCGUUUACCCUUUUCAUGGAAAAGUUGAUAUACACUUACAAAGAUUGGGGCUCUAAUCCCCAUGUAUUUGAUAUAUUCUUUCAAGUCCUUGUUGAAGUUGGAAUACCUGAUGGAGCCAAAAAGCUAUUCCACAAGAUGUUAAACUAUGGAGUGGUGAUAUCUGUCAAUUCAUGCAAUCAUCUUCUCUCACAUCUAUCACAGAAUAUCGAUACGUGUAAGACAACACCACGAAUUUUUACUGAAUUUUUAGAACUGGGUGUUAAAUGGAACACUGUGUCACAUAACAUAAUGAUUCAUUGCCUUUGUCGAAUGAAGAAAGUCAAAGAAGCUCAUAACUUACUCAUCCAAAUGGAGAUGCGAGGCUAUUUCUCUGAUGCUAUUACUUAUAGCACUAUCAUAAAUGGGUAUUGUCAGAUUGGAGAGUAUAAUGUAGUUUUAAAACUUAUGGAAGAAAUGCAAAUAAAAGGAUUGAAACCAAACAAGUUUACUUUCAACAGUGUGAUUUUUCUUUUGUGUAAGAUAGGCAAAGUGUUGGAUGCAGAAAAGAUUCUCAGGGAGAUGACAUGGCAAAAUCAAAAUAUAGUUCCUGAUAAAGUAGUGUAUACAACACUAAUUGAUGGUUUUUCCAAAACUGGGAAUGUCACUGCUGCAUAUAAGCUGUUUGAUGAAAUGCAUAGAAGGAACAUUUUACCUGAUUACAUAACAUACACUGCUCUUAUAUCUGGUAUUUGUCGAAUUGGGAAGAUAUCAGAAGCAUAUGAUCUCUUUGUUAAAAUGCGUAAUAGAGAAAUGGUUGUUGAUGAAUAUACAUAUUCAGCCCUUAUUGAUGGGUACUGCAAGAAUGGUGAAAUAAAGGAGGCGUUUUCACUUCAUAAUGAAAUGGUUCAAAUGGGUUUAACUCCAAAUGUUGUAACUUACACUUCAUUGGUUGAUGGUUUAUGCAAACAAGGAGAAAUCGAUACAGCAAAUGAACUUCUUAAAGAAAUGUGUUCAAAGGGUCUUGAAUUGAAUAUACACACAUACAAUUCACUUGUUAAUGGCCUCUGUAAAUUUGGUCACAUUACAAAAGCAAUAAAGUUAAUGGAAGAUAUGAAAGUGGCAGAGGUGCAUCCUGAUACAUAUACAUACACGACAUUAAUGGAUGCUUAUUGUAAAGUAGGAGACAUGGUUAAAGCUCAUGAGCUUCUUCGUGAAAUGCUGAAAAAAGGGAUUCAGCCAACUGUUGUUACUUUUAAUGUUUUAAUGAAUGGGUUUUGUAUGUAUGGGAUGUUAGAAGAUGGAGAGAAGCUACUGACAUGGAUGUUGGAAAAGGGUAAAAAUGGUAUUAUGCCAAAUGCCACCACAUACAAUUUGCUUAUGAAACAGUAUUGCAUCCGGAAUGAUAUGCAUGCAACAAGUGAAAUCUACAAGGGUAUGUUGGGAAAAGGAGUUUCACCAAAUACAAACACAUAUGAUGUUUUAAUAAGAGGACACUGUAAAGCAAGGAAUAUGAAGGAGGCAUGGUUUUUGUAUAAAGAAAUGGUGGAGAAGGGAUAUGAUCUCACAGUAAAUGGUUAUAAUGCUCUCAUCAAAGGGUUCAUUAAAAGGAAAAAAUAUUUAGAGGCAAAAAGUAUGUUUGAUGAAAUGAGGAAAAAAGGUUUAGUUGCAAAUAGAGAAGUAUACAAUUUCUUUAUGGAUAUGAAUUAUCAUGAAGGAAACCUGGAUUUAACUCUUGAGCUGUGUGAUGGAAUGAUAGAAAAAGGUAUUGUUGAUAAGACUGAUGUUUGAAGUUUGACCUUCUGGAAAAAGUCAAGAUUGUUGAUUUUCCAACAAAUGAAUCAUGUAUCUGCAAAUACAACAACAUCAAAGAGAGACAAAUUACAAACUCCAUACAUUUGCUAAUGACAUGAUUACCCUUUGAAGAAGGUGGAGAUCCACGAGGAGUAACAGAUUCUGUUGCAUUUUCCUUUGAGCAACUAUAGCUACAACGACUUGGGCGAACUACUCUGUAAACACCCGUGCUUGCAAGGACAUAUAUGUCUUUUUGGUUAUCUUCUCCAAAAGAGUAUAUGUAACCUAAAGAAGCCAAGUUAGUGUUUGGAACAGAAGUGCACUCUAAUGGUGAAUCAUGAGCACAGCUGAAAGGGAUUGAAGUAGUUGUAAAAUUCCCACUGUUUGAUGGUGUUUCAAAAGCUGCCCAUAAAGCAGUAGCAUAUAAAUCUGCAUACAGGUAACUGAACUUUCAUAGUUAGAAACAAUCCUUACAUUUUUUAUUUUCAUUUUUUUUAAUUAUUAUUAUUAUUAUUAUUAUUAUUAUUACCUGCCAUAUAAGCAUGGAUCUGUAGUAGAACGAUAGAAAUACCCCCCUGUAAUUGCUGCAGAACCUUCUUUUUUGUUUACAUCAUAGUGAUUAUAUCCCAUUGUUGGAAAUAUAACAUCUUUAGAAUUAUUAGAUGUUAUAUUUUCUUUUGAGUUAACAGGAAGGUGUCCUUCAUAUAUACUCCACCCAUAGUUUCCACCUUUUGUAAUCACAUCAAUCUCUUCAUAACGAUCCUAAUCAAUCACACAUUAUUUUCAUACUACAUAAGGGUAAAAUGGUCAUUACAACAAUAUGAACGAACCUGUCCGACAUCUGUACAUAGGAAAUAAGAAGGUCGUUCUGAAUCAAAGCUACACCUCCAAGGAUUUCUGAGCCCUAAAGCCCAUAUUUCAGGCAACAAUUCUUUGUCUUCAGAGUAAGGAUUAUCACGUGGGAUUGAAUAAUUUCCCCAUAGAUUCAAAUCAUCCUCUUCCGUAAAAAAAAAAAAAAAAAAAAAUCAGGAUUUUUAUAAACUUGAAAACAAAAUGAAUUACACUUUACACGUUACUUACUAGGAAAUGUAUCUACAUCCACCCUCAUGAUCUUUCCAAGCAAUGACUUUUUAUUUUGAGCAAAACCAAAAGGACCAUCUCGCCCUCCACCAUCGCCCAACAUUAUAUACAUAUACCCAUCGUUAGGUCCAAAAAGAAUUUGUCCCCCAUGAUUAUUUGUAAAUGGAAGCCCCAUUGUAAAUAUCCUUCUCACUUCCGUAGGUUUCCCUUUUAUUUCCUACAAACAAAUACAAUUUUUAGAAACUAAACUAGUACUAUUAAAUGCUAUAAGGAACAAAUAAAAUGACCGUUUUACCCUUUUAGGGUCAGAACCCGAACCCGUCCCAUUAACCGUAUACUCUGCAACAACAGUAUGAUACUGACACGGAUGCUCGUUUCCAGCUCCAACGAUCUUGGAAGGAUCACAGCCGACAUCCGAAUUACACCCACACCUUCCGGAACAUGUAGCCGACUUUUCUUUAUCACAAUUAAACGAAGCAAAAAACCUCCCGUUUUCCACAAACUUUGGAUGAAACGCAAUCCCCAUCAACCCAAAAACCGUAUCAAACUUAACCUGAUCCGUUAAAUCCACAAACGGGCUCGACCCAUCAAACCCUAACCCGUCACCCGACCCGUGAGAAGGAACCGUUACGAUCCAUAUCUUACCCGGUAAGUCCGAUAAAAACACACGGUUCGACCCGUCUGGGUGAGCCGCCAUGUUUAUGUAACCUUUGUCUCCCAGUUUCUCAAGGCACAGACCUUUUGGUGGGCCCGGGGUUUCGGUUUCGGUUAGUUGGAUCGGUGUCCCGUUGAAGCAUUGACUUUGACUUUUUUCGGUUUGGGUUUGACCGAAUGCGGUGCAGAAAUCGGACCUUGAUUGCCAGAGAUCCGUGAGUUUGGUUGAGGUGUUGUGUGAUGAUCCGGUGGUUCCUUGUAG